This is a messenger RNA of Trichosurus vulpecula (common brushtail), 3248 nucleotides long. It is a transcript of the gene CRMP1, whose product is annotated as collapsin response mediator protein 1. Bases 33 to 2093 code for a protein of 686 amino acids. Gene Ontology annotation, molecular function: hydrolase activity, acting on carbon-nitrogen (but not peptide) bonds, in cyclic amides. The record is from RefSeq and is a predicted model, not a curated record. Lineage: Eukaryota; Metazoa; Chordata; Mammalia; Diprotodontia; Phalangeridae. The transcript has 14 exons. Gene Ontology annotation, cellular component: cytosol; cytoplasm.
ACGGAGGGGGUACUAGAGGAGAUCGCUAGAGGAUGGCUGAGAGGAAGAGGAACUGGAAUAAGGAGGACGACCUGCCUGUGUAUCUAGCCCGGCCCGGCACCACAGCGCAGACCCCCCGCCAGAAAUAUGGGGGUAUGUUCGCCUCGGUGGAGGGCGCCUACGAGAACAAAACCAUCGACUUCGAUGCCUACAGCGUGGGCAGAAAGGGCUCCCGGACUCCCAGGAGCAGCAGCAGGCCCGACAUGAUGUUCUUGGGGGAGACUGGGGACAAUUUCAGUGAGACCGCCAGCGAUGUGAGUGAAGUGUCCGGCUCUGUCAUUAGCUCUCCGGGGGACAGAGAUGACAAGACACCGGGCGUGGAAAUCCGAUAUCCGACGGGAAAGGAAAUGCUCCAGGGCCCGGACAAUGGGAAGAGUGACCGGCUACUCAUUAAAGGAGGAAGAAUUAUCAAUGAUGACCAAUCCUUCUAUGCAGACCUCUACUUGGAAGAUGGACUUAUAAAACAAAUAGGAGAAAACCUAAUAGUUCCUGGUGGAGUGAAAACUAUUGAGGCCAAUGGACGGAUGGUUAUCCCUGGAGGAAUUGAUGUCAACACAUACUUACAGAAGCCCUACCAUGGAAUGACCUCUGUUGAUGACUUCUACCAAGGCACCAAAGCAGCACUGGCAGGUGGCACUACCAUGAUCAUUGACCAUGUCCUCCCUGAGCCUGGUGCCAGUUUACUUGCCACCUUUGAAAAGUGGCAUGAGGCUGCUGACACUAAGUCCUGCUGUGAUUACUCUCUCCAUGUGGACAUCACCAGCUGGUAUGAUGGGAUCCGAGAAGAGCUAGACAUGCUGGUGCAAGACAAAGGUGUCAAUUCUUUCCAAGUCUAUAUGGCAUAUAAAGAUCUCUACCAGAUGUCUGACAGCCAGCUCUAUGAAGCAUUCACAUUUCUAAAAGGGCUUGGUGCAGUCAUCUUAGUCCAUGCUGAAAAUGGAGAUUUGAUAGCUCAGGAACAGAAACGAAUCUUAGAAAUGGGAAUUACAGGUCCUGAAGGACAUGCUCUGAGCAGACCUGAAGAGCUGGAAGCUGAAGCUGCUUUCCGAGCUAUCACCAUAGCCAGCAGGAUCAAUUGCCCCGUCUAUAUCACCAAGGUGAUGAGCAAGAGUGCUGCAGACAUAAUUACCCUGGCAAGGAAGAAAGGUCCUUUAGUUUUUGGAGAACCAAUUGCUGCAAGUCUAGGGACAGAUGGGACCCACUAUUGGAGCAAAAAUUGGGCCAAGGCAGCAGCUUUUGUGACAUCCCCACCACUGAGCCCAGAUCCCACAACUCCUGAUUACCUGAACUCUCUCUUAGCCUGUGGGGAUCUCCAGGUGACAGGAAGUGGCCAUUGUCCAUACAGCACUGCCCAGAAGGCUAUUGGCAAGGACAAUUUCACCCUUAUUCCUGAAGGAGUGAAUGGGAUAGAGGAGAGAAUGACCGUUGUGUGGGACAAAGCUGUGGCCACAGGCAAAAUGGAUGAGAACCAGUUUGUGGCAGUCACCAGCACCAAUGCGGCCAAAAUAUUUAACCUGUAUCCGAGGAAGGGAAGAAUAGCCGUGGGCUCUGAUGCUGAUGUGGUGAUCUGGGACCCUGACAAAAUGAAGACUAUCACUGCUAAGAAUCACAAGUCGGCUGUUGAGUACAACAUAUUUGAAGGAAUGGAAUGCCAUGGAUCCCCACUGGUGGUCAUUAGCCAAGGGAAGAUUGUAUUUGAAGAUGGAAAUCUACAUGUAAAUAAGGGUAUGGGCCGCUUCAUACCUCGCAAGCCUUUCCCGGAAUACCUCUACCAGCGUGUCAAAAUAAGGAAUAAGGUCGGUGCAUUGCAAGGAGUUUCAAGAGGAAUGUAUGAUGGGCCGGUCUAUGAUGUUCCAGCUACACCAAAAUAUGCAACUCCUGCUCCCUCUGCCAAAUCCUCUCCUUCCAAACACCAGCCUCCACCAAUCAGAAACCUCCAUCAGUCCAAUUUCAGUUUAUCAGGGGCCCAGAUAGAUGACAACAACCCUCGCCGCACUGGCCAUCGCAUUGUGGCACCUCCUGGGGGCCGCUCCAAUAUCACCAGCCUUGGUUGAACCCUGAAGAUGAAUGGGUGGCCUAGAAUGAAGGAUUGCAGGAAUCGCAUUCAUCCCCUUUUAUGUCAGUGUUAUUGCAAUCCACAGUUUUAUUUGGUACUAAUGGGAAAAAAGAAUGGUGUUUUUGGGAUUGGUUCCCUCCUCCCCUUUUCUUUUUGGUAUAGGAAGAAGUGAUAAUAGUGUGGUAUAUUUGCUUGGAACUACUUGCCUCCUCGACAUUGUGUUUCCAUCCCAUAGUCACCUCAAAGCAUGGUGCACCUGCUGCUCCUUUAGUGAGUCCAGGUUUUAGCUUUGUCCUCGUACCUGAAUGAUGAUGGUUCCUCUGCACCCUGUAGUUGUACUAGGAUAGUGAAUGCAUGUUACUGAAUUAUUUAUGCCAGUCUGUGAGUGAGUCCCAUAGAACACAUUGCCAAUGACUGACCUAGACACAAUACCAUGACUAAAUGCCCUCACUUGACACAUCGGAGUACCCUUCAAAGGAAGAAUUUCCCUCCUUCCAACACCCCCAUGCACACACACACACACACACACACACACACACACACACACACACACUGCUCCAGUUUAAACCAGAAAGCAAUUCCUAUUGAUAUAUGGUCAGGUUGCUCCAAGAGCAACUCUUCUUGAUACUGUCCAACAAGAUUGUUCCAAGAACUCUUGUUGGUGUUGUCAGUAAGGCAGUUUUAACAGCAGCUUCUGCCAAUACUGUCCAUCAAACGUACUCCAAGAAUAGUUCCUGUUGACAUUGCCAAGUAAGACCACUCCCCUUUUCUCAGUUUUGAAGGGAUAUCCAUGUCUUGUAUCAGAAAACCUGGUCUCUGUCACAAGUGUAACUCCCCAUAAUGUACAUUCUAGUCUGUUUUCAUCGUGUCAGCUUUUGAGUUCAGGUGGAGCCAAGGAUUAUACACGGAAAGGCUGCUCCCCAACAUACCAUUCAGGGCUGUGUCCCAUGAGGCAGCGGCACUCUGGGUUUGCAUGGGUUUUUGGGUACCUACGAGACGGCUGAAGUGGCAGUCUGAUUUUUAAAGUUUUGUACAAAGUUUUCUUUUGAAAUCACACACAUUUUUACUUACUGAUGCUGUCCCAGACUGACUUGUCAUGGCUCUUAUUUCUGAAUUCAAAGCUCGUGAAAUAAACAAAAUUAACUGAUCUGUG